AAAUGUAGUUGAUAUUUUGUUGAACGGUUCCUCAACUCUUUCUUGGUUAGGUAAGACUCUUCCUCUCUCUAGUCCAACUCCUUUUGAAAUCAAAAUAAUUGCGUGUUGUCAGAUUGAAUACUCAAAGCUCCAUGAGAUCAUACAGUAAAGAGGAGCAGGUCAACUAGUUUUAUCUUAAAUUAUUUCCAUUUUCUUGACAUUCUUUGGAGUCAUUACCACCAAGUCCACCAUUAUGUCCUUCACAAAAUCACAAGAUGGAGCGGUUUAACAAACUUUUUCCUUAAAUAUAUAUGUACUUUACUAUCUAUUACUAUAUUAAUGUCCAUUAAAAACACCCCCUUUUAUUCAAUUCCUAUCUCCAUAACUCAUCUUAAAUAGACUUCUCUAACCAUCACCAACAAACUCCAAAAUGGGAAAUUCUAUUCCACAGGGCACAAGCAAGGUUGUUUUCUCAGAUGGAACGGUUCAUUGUUACGACAAGCCUUUAACAGUUGCAGAGUUGAUGCUGGAACAUCCCCAGCAAAUGGUGGUUGAAUUCAAGCCGAUCGCGGAUGGGAAAAGGCCAAUUCCAUUGCCUGCUGAUAUGAAACUGGAGAAGAACAAGGCUUACAUAAUGCUUCCAAUAAGGAAAGGUAAACCAUCAAACUUGUCAUCUGAAGAAGCGCGGAAAAUUCUAACAAAAACAAGUACUUUGCUUAAGUCCAAGUCUCUGUUAGCUUCGUACACCGGGUUUUUGCCUGUAUUUGCUCGUAUAUGUCCAGCUGCAGUACUAUCAUCAUUGGGGAAUGGUGGCGAUCAUGUUCUUAAUUCGGAUAAAAAUCUUUACUUGUUGAAGAAGGAACAAGAGGAAGAACAAGGAUCUAAACAUGAUUAUUUCAGUGAUAUUGUUGAAGGAAGGCCUGAAUUCUUAAGCAGGCAAUUGUCAGGAAAAGGAUGGAAGCCCAGUUUAGAUACUAUUAAAGAAAAGAGCAUGCAAGCGAAAAUUCGCCAUUGGCUGUUUUGAUCCGUAUUUGUCCAAUCAAAUGCUGCCAUGUCAUCAUUUCUACGUCUUUGGGUUUCUUUAUGUUUUGAUUUUCUCUCUUUUAAAUCCUGUGAUAGGAUUUCAUCCAUGGAUUUUAGUCUUAAUUAAGUUUAAUUUAAUUUUGUGACUUCGAAAAAAUCCAUGGGGUGUGGUGAAAUCUUAGUCAAUGUGUAAUUUGUAGCUUUCAA
Molecule: messenger RNA, 1209 nt
Organism: Solanum stenotomum
Lineage: Eukaryota; Viridiplantae; Streptophyta; Magnoliopsida; Solanales; Solanaceae
Exons: 1
Coding region: 410-1003 (197 amino acids)
Source: RefSeq, a predicted model, not a curated record